Bolinopsis microptera is the source of this 1750-nucleotide messenger RNA. RefSeq lists its product as uncharacterized. The transcript has 6 exons. Lineage: Eukaryota; Metazoa; Ctenophora; Tentaculata; Lobata; Bolinopsidae. Gene Ontology annotation, cellular component: membrane. Bases 124 to 981 code for a protein of 285 amino acids. The record is from RefSeq and is a predicted model, not a curated record.
AUUACAACAAGUGCGGAAGUAUUAAGUGGAAUAACCUAUAGUGAAGUAACCUAUAGCUACUACUCACUUACUCACUACUACAACAAGUGAGGAAGUAUUAAUAACCUCGCUAACAGAGGGAUAAUGACUAUCGGGAGGCAGGACAGUAACAGUAAGGAUGAGGGCAAGAAAACCUUCACUUUCUCCAAGACAGGAACUUUACCUACUUUAGAGCGACUGCUCGGGGAGAUGGCAUCCUUAGAGGAGCAGACUCAGGAUUUAGAGAAAAAGAAAGAAGAGAUGAAAGUUAUGAUAGAACUGAACAAGAAGCUAAAAACAAGGAAUCACUUUCUUGAAAGAGAGAACAAUACCCUUAAGCUAGAUAAAAGCUCCCACAGCACCAGAUCGUUUGAUGUAAGCGGAGUUGUGAAGAGUGUGGGGUCCUCUGAUGUGGAACUAGUGGUCUUCAACAGGAGACACCCAGCACACGAAGAUGACAGAGUGAUAGUGAAGAUAGUGACUAGUUUUAUCUUCAUGUUCCUGCCUACUCUAAUGGGGGUAGGGGUCUGGGCGGGAUGUCUCCUCCACUCCUCCCGGACCUGGUUCGAGGUGGUGUUGGACUCUCCUCUCAAACUAGAGUUCUACAUCUUCGGAGGGGUAUGGUGUGGUAUAUACGGGACCCUAGGACUGGGAGUGUUCAUGUCCUGGUACCAGAUGGGGUUCAAAAGAGGGGUUCCUUACAUCUUACUGGGCUGCACCGCCAUUCUUAUAGCACUCAGCUACCCUCCUCUCCUCAUUGUGGGGCACUGGUUCCUUCCUUCUAUGGCAGUCAUAGGUUCUCUCUGGUUACUACUGGUGAUGUGUAUAAUGUGUUUCUCGAGAGUCAGCGUGUUUUCAGGAGUUUCUAUUUUACCUGCACUACUCUGGACCACAUACACCGUCAUGUUCACAUUCUUCCCCUUCUACGAUCAGUAUUUCGCAGAGGAAUCAGGAACAGGCUGAAGAAACUACAUAACGUGAUGUUCCGUCAUUAUGUGACGUCAUAGCAUGUGGUGUGACGUCAUAGCAUGUGGUGUGACGUCAUAGCAUGUGGUGUGACGUCUUAAUACGUGCUUUGACGGUUAAAACUUGACGUUUUGACAAAUGGUGUGUUUUUGACAUCUCAAGUCAGAUAGAGAAUAGUAGUAGAGACUCGUCAGAUAUGUUAUCCAACGCGAAAUAUCAGGUGUCUCAAAAACUGAAAAAUAGGCUUGAAUUGGUUUUAUUUACAGCUAUUUCAGAAGACAAGUUAGACAAUGUGAGAUAGAUUAGCCACUAUCAAUUGCAGGAUGAUUAUUUCGUAUGCAUUUCAAAUAGCAGAAACAAAUAUAUGAACGUGAAAUGAUUACAAAUUUCAACUUCAAAAGUAACUGUUGAUUGCAUAAAUAGAUUUUUAUAAAUUAAUAGUCGAAUAAUCUUUGCUGUAAAGAUGAAUAUUCAGUUGAAAAAUUUAAAAUAUAAGCACGUUUUAUUGAUAUUCCAGAAGAAUAAACUUAAAAUUUUUUCACUUGAAUAAUGAAUAUUAAGAAUUUGAAUAAAAUGCACAACACAAUCAAGCAGUUGCUUAAAAAUUGAAUUUUAUGGUUCUGAUUAACGUGAAACCAGCCAAAAACUCAAAGAAAUAAAACUGACUAAAAAGAAUUGAGGGUGAAAUCUACUGCAAUGUAAAAAUAUUCGCUCUUCGAUAUUACUAUUAGCAAACUGUAUAACAUACUGUGAAAAUCUUACUCCG